This is a messenger RNA of Meloidogyne enterolobii, 351 nucleotides long. Lineage: Eukaryota; Metazoa; Nematoda; Chromadorea; Rhabditida; Meloidogynidae. The record is from the annotation of a GenBank genome assembly.
UUGAAAGAUGUUUUCCAAAGAGCUGAUAUAGGUUUAAUGGCAACUGUAACAUUAAACGAUACCGAUGCUGAAUGCAAUUACUUCAGAAGUGACCUUGAAAAACUAGCAGAAAUUGUUGAUAAUAAAAGGACAAGAAACGAUAUUGUUGAAAAAUAUUGUGAUUUACGAAAAAAUAAUGCGAUGAAAAGAUAUAAGAGAGAGAGUAAAGGAGGAGGUACAAAUAGUGAAAAUAAUCUAGAAUAUUAUUUCGAAAUACUAAACUUGAAUUGGUUGGAUGAUCAGCAACGUAAAUGUCUUAAAAAUAUGUCGACUGAAGGAACACGUCUAACAAUGCGAGAUGCGGUAAUUUGA